This is a messenger RNA of Exserohilum turcica Et28A, 1110 nucleotides long. RefSeq lists its product as uncharacterized. The record is from RefSeq and is a predicted model, not a curated record. Bases 1 to 810 code for a protein of 269 amino acids. Gene Ontology annotation, molecular function: mRNA binding; enzyme activator activity. Gene Ontology annotation, cellular component: P-body. Gene Ontology annotation, biological process: deadenylation-dependent decapping of nuclear-transcribed mRNA; deadenylation-independent decapping of nuclear-transcribed mRNA; positive regulation of catalytic activity. The transcript has a single exon. NCBI's taxonomy places the organism in Eukaryota, Fungi, Ascomycota, Dothideomycetes, Pleosporales, Pleosporaceae.
AUGGCGCCACACCGCAAGGCCCGCGCCGGCCAGCCCCAGCAAGCUCAGCAACAGCAACCACCGCCCCAGCCCUCCGACUACGAGACGGAUGCGCCGCCUGCUGUUGACGUGCCCCUCCCUCCGCCGCGGUCCAACGAGGAGCUCAACUUCUCUGUUCUUCGCCGCCAGUGUCCCGAUCUCGUCGCCAUUGAGCAUGUCACGCCGUAUGCCGCAUUGUACACCUUCAACCUCGAGACGCAGCAGUGGGAGAAGAUGGGCAUCGAGGGCACCCUCUUCAUCUGCCAGCUGACGCCGUCUCACGAGGGCGCCGAGCGGUACUGCGCCAUUAUCCUCAACCGCAGAGGCCUCGACAACUUCUACCAGGAGCUCACUAGCAGCGAAGACAUGGAGAUUUCGGAUCCCUAUGUCAUCAUUCAGGGCGACCAGGUAUACGGCAUUUGGAUCUUCGCCGACCCGCCACCUUCGUCGACUGCCAACUGCCGCAUCGAGACUGCUGCCAAGAUGAUGGCUGUCGCCGACCGGGCACGAAUCAGCCGGGAUGCUCUCCUGCCUCCGUCCCAGGCGGCCCCGCCUGGAGAAGCAGACUCAUCGGUGCCCAUGGGCCGCCAACUGUCGCUGCGCGAGCUCUUUGGCCAGCAGCGAGAACAGGAUGCCGACUUUAGCCUGCACCACCACGAUAGCCACUCGUUGCCGAGCAUGCAGCAACACCAACAGCGUCAUAUGUCGCCCUCUGUCGCUGCCCCAGCUCACACGGAUGUGCUUGGCCAGCUGUUCCUGAAGGCCAAGCAAAACCACAAUGGCCUAGACUGAUGUGCUGCUGCUCACUCCAGCUUGUUGCCAAAAUCUGUGUGCAGAUUCCAAAAUGCGCCGGCAGCUGCACUCCAACAUUCAACUGCCUUUACAUGGGACUAGUCGCUGUCUUCCAUCGUGUGCUGGCAUGUUUUACCAGCGAAAAACAAACACGUGCAGCUUUUUUUGCACAAUGUCCCAUCUGCUCAACUCCUGCACAAGGAUUACGAGUAUUGUCCAAUGGGGAAUGAAUGUAGCUAGCGAUCAUCGGGACGGAUAUUGAGGUCGGACCGUGGUACUAUAGGCGCAAAGCUCCAGACG